Molecule: messenger RNA, 1728 nt
Organism: Thamnophis elegans (Western terrestrial garter snake)
Lineage: Eukaryota; Metazoa; Chordata; Lepidosauria; Squamata; Natricidae
Product: arylacetamide deacetylase-like 4
Exons: 4
Coding region: 104-1339 (411 amino acids)
Cellular component (GO): membrane
Molecular function (GO): carboxylic ester hydrolase activity
Source: RefSeq, a predicted model, not a curated record
UGGGAGGGGUGAUCCGAGGGCUCCGCCCCGCCCGCAAACCUCCAGGCCCAGCGCUGCGCCGGCUCUCCCUGCCUGCCUGCCUGCCUGCCUCCCUGGGCGAGCGAUGGGCUUCCCGGAGGCGCUGCUGGCGCUGGCGGCCGCGGCAAUCCUGGCCGCCCUGAUCCUGCUGGUGCUGGGCAGCGUCUACUUCGAGGCCACCAACUCCCAGCUGCCGGCAGGGCUGGAGCAGCCGGCCAGGCUCCGCCUCAUCCACGCCUGCCGCAUCGGGGCCGCCGUCCUGGGACGGGUCUUGGAGAACCUGCGCCUCUGCAGCCAGCUCCAGUUCGUCCGGUUUGUGCGCAACGCCUGGACGAGGAGGAGAGACGCCGCCCUCCGCAUCCAGGACGCCGCCUUCCAGGGCGUCCCCGUCCGCCUCUACCUGCCCAAGGCGCCCGCCGCCGCCGGCCCCAGGACGGGCAUCGUCUACUUCCACGGGGGGGGCUGGCUCUUCGGCAGCCGGGGGAGCCAGGAGCACCUCUGCUGCUACUUGGCCAGAGAAAGCGGCUCGGUGGUUGUCUCCGUGGGGUACCGCUUGGCUCCUGAGCACAGACACCCUGCCCAGCUCAACGACUGCCUUGCUGCCUCCACUCACUUCCUGAAGGUCGCGGAGGACUAUGGGGUGGACAGCAGCUGGGUCAUCCUUGCUGGAAACGAGGCGGGCGGGAAUCUCGCCGCCAGGGUCUGCCAAAUCUUAGCAAGUAGACCGGGCCCCACCAAGGUGCGCGCUCAGAUCCUCCUCUGCCCUGUCCUCCAAGCGGUAGACUUCAGUCUGCCUUCCUACCAGCAGAACCGGGCGGUGCCGCUUCUGUUCCGAGAACGGUCUGCUUUCUACCUGCUGCAGCGCUCGACGGGAGACGCCUCGUGCCUGGGGGACAUCUUGGAAGGGUCGCACGUCCCGAUGAAGCUAAGAGCGCAGUACAGGAAGUGGCUGAGCACAGACCGCCUCCAGAAGGAGUUCAAGGCCAGGGGCUAUGAGCCCACCCCCUUCCUCUCUCCCAAAGAGGACGUCUGCGAGGCCCUCCGGAGCCUGACUUUGCCCGAAUGCUCGCCGCUCCUGGUGGAAGACGCCGUCCUCUCGCGGCUCCCCAAGACCUUCAUCCUGACCUGCGAAUACGACGUCCUGAGAGACGACGGCCUGCUCUACAAGAGGCGCCUGGAAGACCAGGGUGUCCCGGUGACCUGGCGCCACCUUGCGAAAGGAUUCCACGGGAUUUUAGACUUUUUUGAGAGCGGCUGGCUCUGUUUCCCAUCUGGGAAAAAGGGGGUGGACGAUAUUGUCAGCUUCAUUACAGGCUUAUGAAGUAACAAGAACAACCGUAUUCGGUCAGGAAGUAGAAAACCUGCAUUUGACACAAAUUAAGCCCAUUUAGCACAAAAGCUGAAUCGCCCUGCAAUCUGAGCCGUGGCCAAGCAGAUGGGAUGCGCCCUCUGCCUUUGUUUCCCACGCUUCCCACCACGGAGAACCAAACGUGGCUCUCUUGGCCAGAAGAGGGUUUUCCACGAGACACGGCCAGGUUGUACUGUGCUGUGGUACCAGAUGUGGUGCCUGCUGUUUUAAUGGGCCAUUCCAAAGGAUUGCUUCAUGGGGGUAUUUCAAAUAGGCUUCCGUGGCCUUCGCUUUGUUUUAUUUGCACACUGACUUGAGACUCGGGUUAUUUGGAGACGGAAUAAUAAAUGUUAGAAACAACA